Molecule: messenger RNA, 2599 nt
Organism: Gloeophyllum trabeum ATCC 11539
Lineage: Eukaryota; Fungi; Basidiomycota; Agaricomycetes; Gloeophyllales; Gloeophyllaceae
Exons: 9
Coding region: 31-2577 (848 amino acids)
Biological process (GO): ribosomal small subunit export from nucleus; protein import into nucleus; ribosomal large subunit export from nucleus
Cellular component (GO): nuclear pore
Molecular function (GO): protein binding; structural constituent of nuclear pore
Source: RefSeq, a predicted model, not a curated record
GCAGAUCGUCCUGUUAUUUCUCCACUCAAUAUGCACGGCGACGAAGACUGGACGACCAUUUUGAGUGACCAUCCAAUUUUCGAGCCAAAAGAUGAGCCGAAGACAACUGCCAAGGACCGAAUGUCUAUGCUGGAACUCUCCACGUCUUCUCUUACCGAUUUGACGCGUCCGACUCGUGAAGAUGGUACGCAUGCACCCUCAGGAAGACGGCAAGUUAUGGCAAUUAGGGAUAGCGACUUGAUCGUGGCUGUCGGAGACGAGAUAAGGAUCACGUCUUUGGGAGAGUCGAAACUGCACCCGACCGCAAUGAAGUCCUACAAGACUCUGUACACGCCGAAUAUACAAUUCGAGAUACGCCAGGUGGCUGUCAAUCCCAAUGGUAAGCUACUCGCCGUCGCGGGUGCUUACCAGAUUGCAGUGGUCGUCCUACCUAAGCCUGGUUUCAGCAAGCUUGUUUCAUCUACCGUCGACUGCAAAUCGAUCCAGGUGGGACAAUUCUACCAUGCCUCGAGUACCUCUAUUCCUCUGGCCAAAAUCGAAUGGCAUCCUUGGGGAGAUGCAGGUUCUACCCUGCUAGUUAUGACAGUUGAUGGCAAGCUGAGGGAGUAUGACGUUUCGGUUGACCCAGAAGAACCUCAGCAAGUAUUGUCCUUCGUUCCAGAAAACCGGAGAAAGUCAUACAUGGCCCAGGACGAAUCUGAGUUCGAAGUUGCAUCCUUUACUUUGGGUAAAGGCAGGGGCGAUUGGGGUCCACUAACAGUCUACGCGCUCACGAAGAGCGGUGAUGUCUAUGCAAUCUCGCCUUACAUGCCCAUCAACUCGACAAUCCCCUCUGCGUACAUUCAUACUUUGGAAUGUUUCGUGGCAGCGAAACAGGAGUACCUCACUCAGGAUGAGUCACCAGAAUCAAGAACAUUUUCCGCUGUCUAUGACUAUCAGCGGAAAUACGUCAAUGCGUUGCUGAAACAGCUACCUCCGGGAACCGCUUUCCCUGCGGAGUCUCGACCCGUUCCCAUGCACCCUCCUAACACCAUCAAGUUCAAGCCAGUUCGUCAAGGUCCCUUCCUUAUGCAGCCUGCACCUCGAGAGUUGGAGGGUAGCGAAGGAGGCCAGGCCACUGAUAUUUCAUAUCUUACAUUCGAGACUUGUGAAGACUCCGGUGAAGGAGAGACGGAGCGCUUAGGCAUCGUUACGAUUGCGUAUCAAGAUGGCCGAGUAGACGUUUGCCUCGACGUAGAGAAGAUUGAAGCCAAAUGGGAGACGAGACAGAGAGGCGAACGUGAUCUACCUAUGCUCGCUGUAUACGAGACAGUAGAUCUCGGCCUCGUGUCGGCGCUCUCUAAGAUUUCCCAAGAAGAAGGCGAGCCUUCGACGUUGGAGCUACUGCAGGCUAAUCAUCCUGUCCUACUGACGGAUCCCAUUCAUGAAGAUGCGGUAUAUGUAUAUCACGCAUUUGGGCUGCACGCCUUGCACCUCGGGUCUUUGCUUCAGAGCCUCACACAAGCAAUCCAGCGUGAUAACGAUGAUACACCAGACUCCCUGGACGCCGCUCUGCGCAAAGCUGAGGCCACUCUGGUCCGUCCUAUCUUAUCAACCUUCUCGGUGGAACGGAAGUCUUCGAAUCCAGUGAUCGCUGUCGUAAUCCCCGACGACGUCUAUUUUACCUACAGCAUAUUCAUCCUUACGUCCGCUAUGCGCAUCAUCUCCUUCCCAUUAGCGCUAGAGCUCGAUUCACCUCCGCCGUCACGUACAGAAAAGCCCCUGGCCAUUGAAGGACCUGAAGACCCCGCAGGGUCUACAACUCCUGAAGGACCUCCCGCCUAUGUUUCGCUUUUGGGUGCACAGCCUUUUGUGCCUCCUUCCGUUUUGUCCAAUUUCUCGGGCCUACCGUCGAGCCCGCAUUUGGCUUUACCGUCCGAACAAAAGUCCGAAUUCAUGAUAACGCCAGAUAGCUUGCGAUACCUGGGAACCACCGUCGAGCGAUUUAUGGCCCAAAUACGAGAAGUAAAACUUGCUCAAAAGUGCGCGGAAUCUCGGCAUGUGCUGCAGAUCCAAGAGUACCAAAGGCAGCAAGAGAAGUUACAGGAACUCGGCAAUCUGGUCGAUAAAUUGAAGGGCGCACGCCACGCGGCUGUGAUAGAUAAAGUGAAGGCACUUCAGGCUACACAGAAGACACUGUUUACGCGCCUAGACAGGACUCUACAGGCCAUGAUGCAGAAAGUUUCUCCGGAACUGAGCCAACAUGAGAGGAAGUGGUUCGAGGAGCUCAAGAGGAUGAAGGAGGAAGUCGUCGGAGCUAGUCGCUACGACGAAGAAUCAUUAUCUCAACGUAUAAAGAUGCUCCAACGUGAAUACGAUCGAUUAUUGCCUAGUCUCAAAGAACUUCAAAGAAGAGAGGCUGAGCGCAAGAGAAGAGAGGCAGAAAAAAAUCAAGGUCUCGGACUAAGUCAAGCAUUCGAGCUCGGUGAACGGUCCAGUGAAGAACGAGCUCGUAUCUCUGCGCUAGAGGAAGAGAUACUGCAGUUAUCCUCCCGGCUCGACGUCGCGCUAGGCCCUCCCCCUCCUUUGAAAAGCUAGGACGUCACUGGGAAGGUUGGCG